Messenger RNA from Rotaria sp. Silwood1, 558 nucleotides. NCBI's taxonomy places the organism in Eukaryota, Metazoa, Rotifera, Eurotatoria, Philodinida, Philodinidae. The record is from the annotation of a GenBank genome assembly.
AUGCUGUCAAUUAUUCCGUAUUCCAGUGGCAUCGAGGUUGCUUCUGCCUUCACAAAAACUACAGGCAACAAUUCACUAACGCUUGAACAAUUUCAACAAGUUCAAUUAGGAUGGACACGUGAUCAAGUGACACAAUUUGUUGGUAGACCUGGAAAAUUGAUAACACCACAAACACCAAUAUCACCACAUAAUCGGAAUACUAUUAUUGUACACUAUCAAGGUUCAAUACCAUCGAACGUAUUGCAAAGAGAGCCUACAGUGACAUUUUCAUUUUAUAAUGGAAUUCUUUGGAAGAAGAACGAAAAACUGCUUGAUUUAACAUCAAGUUAUGUAAUAACAAGAGAUCAUUGUAAUCAGAUACAAACUGGCUCGCCAUAUCAACAAGUAAUAUUAACGCUUGGAAGUAAAGAAAAUGCUAUAGAAGAAGCGAACAUUUCGUCGAAUAAAGCAUCAAUGACUAUUCCUGUAACGAUCCCGAUUGAUUGGAUUCCACACAUGAUACUUAACCAUCCCAUAUCACUAACUCGUAUAUUAUACAUUGUCCUUACCUUGCCAUAA